Messenger RNA from Penicillium argentinense, 3177 nucleotides. Its product is annotated as putative C6 transcription factor. Lineage: Eukaryota; Fungi; Ascomycota; Eurotiomycetes; Eurotiales; Aspergillaceae. The annotation marks the transcript as partial. Gene Ontology annotation, molecular function: DNA binding; zinc ion binding; DNA-binding transcription factor activity, RNA polymerase II-specific. The transcript has 10 exons. Gene Ontology annotation, biological process: regulation of DNA-templated transcription; DNA-templated transcription. The record is from RefSeq and is a predicted model, not a curated record.
AUGGACAUCAGCCCGCCCAACCCCCAGCUGUCGAGCUUGUCGGCCUCCCGCCCCUCGUCGACGCGGGGUCCGCUCGCCGGGGGUCGUCAGAUUACCCGCAACCGCGCCAGCUACAGCUGCCACGCCUGUCGUCGUCGCAAAGUCAAGUGUGACAAGGUUCACCCGAUAUGCGGAAACUGCACAAAGACCGGGGCCGGGUGCGUGUACGACGUCUCGUCGGACAAGCGGGAUGAUGCGUCAGAGGGAUCGAGUCGCUCGGCUCAGGGCGUGAAACGCCGCCGAGGUACCCCGCGCAUCUGGGAGGAGGAUGUCGACGAACUCCAGUCUAUAUAUGGGCACUUGCGACAGGCCGGGUCGACCGGAGAACACAAGUCGGACCAGCGUGCCAUUGAAGCGCGGCUGGACAAGCUGAUGUCGAUGAUUGAGAAAAUCGGGGGAUCGGGUCGCUCGCUGGACGAGGACGAGAGGCAAGCAGGCGCUGCGUCGGCCAGCACCGAAUCGUUACUAUUCGAGCAGUUGCGGCAAAACAACAUGCGCAAUGGCAAGUCGGUUCCGUCAAGUCCCUCCAGUCCACGUCGGGCAGCGGCCGAGUCGAGUGGCGACGAAUUCCCCAUCCCAUCGGGUCAGGCAACGGACCUAGUCGAUCCCGUCGGCAGCCUCAAUCUGGGCCAUCUGAGCCUAGAUGAUGGGGGCAGAUCCAGAUAUGUUGGAACUACCUACUGGGCGUAUAUUUCUCAUGAGAUCAAUGACCUCAAUCAAUUGUUACGAGAUCAAAAUCGUUCUCACGAUAUGCCUUCUUCCGAGACGCCCAACGAAGACCCGAAUGGUCCCAGUGCUGAUAGUAGGAGACAAUGGAGAGUAUCCAUCGACAGCUCGCCCAUGUCAACAACAUCUCGACCCCGUGAUGGAUCGUUUCAGCAGUCGAUCAUCUUCCCUUCGGGCGAAUCUCCAUCAAUGAACGACAAGGUUGUGGAGCCGGAGAUGCUAGAACAUGUCCCGAGCCGGCGACAAAGCCACAUCCUAUAUAAGGGUUUCAUGUCCGGUGUGCAUGCCAUCAGUCCGGUUGUUCAUCCACCUACGGUCCUCAAACUCUAUAAUGCGUUUUGGGACUGGUAUGACUAUACCAGCUACUCCGGAGAGUCUUGUCCCAAUCCCUCUUUUAUCCCUCUUCUUUACGCCAUCUGGUAUGGUGGCUCCGUCACGAUCUCCAUUCGCACUAUCAAGGCUGAAUUCACUCCGCCGUCACGAGUCGCCCUCUCGGCAAAGUAUAACGAAGAGGUCACUCGCUGGCUUACCAAAAUAUCCUUCCCACGCAGCCCAUCACUCCAGGGCUUGUCGGCAUAUCUGAUUGUUCAAACGAUUCUCUCCAAAGAGGAAGAGCCUCUGACUAGCAGUCUGUUCGUCAGUCUCGCAAUGCGUGUAGCGCAGACCAUGGGUCUCCAUCGAGACCCUGCCAAAUUCGGCAUUGAGGCGUGCGAGGCAGAGUACAGGCGCAGGCUAUGGUGGCAUAUCAUGCACAUGGACGGUGUUGUGGCAAUGUCGAGCGGUCUUCCACCAUUAGUAGGCGAUGAGAACUAUUGGGAUGUGCGCGAAACAAGCGAAGUCAAAGAUUCACUGCUAGGAACACCUGCGGCAGAACGAUAUGACCAGUUCGUUGCAGCACAACAGCGAAUUCCAGACAAUCCUGAUGACCCAACCAUCUGUGGUGGGCCAUCAAUGGUAAACGUCUUCUACCUCACUGCGAGAGGCAAAUACAUCAUGGCUCGAGCCAUUCGCCGCAUUUUGAAGAUUCAACUUGGAACAAAGCCAGUCACUCGUCAAGAUAUGGAGGAGUUGCGGUCGAUUCUUCUCGAUCUGCAACUCAAGUUGAAUUCCAUCGUCAACAGAAUUCCUGAGUCUCAAAUCACCAGCAGCGGAUCGGGUUCGUCGGGACGAGCGCUCUCCAUGUCGAAGUCCCCCGUCGAGUCGCAUACCACUGAGAGCGAGCUUCCAGGCGAAGGUCCUAAUGGCUGUCCCGAACAAUAUCACUCCGCAGUUUUGGUUUCUUAUCACAAAUGGGCACGCAUUAUUCUAUCGUUGUAUAUUGACAAGGCAUUCUGUGUCGCCUACCAGCCUUUCCUCAAAAACGCUCGGAGCCGGAUCUGGCCUGCAGCACGGCAGAGCGCUCUUCGCCAUUGUCAUGGCUUCAUGGACAAGUUUAUCCAGCUUGCUACAGACCCCGACUUCCAACCGUUUCAGUGGAGCUGGCCAGGAAACCAUCAACCUAUGCACGCCACGAUGAUUAUGCUCAUCGACCUAUAUGAGCGCCCAUACAGUCCCGAGGCAUCCAGGUCACGCGCCUUCAUCGACCGCAUCUUGGCUCUGUCUGGUCCAGACGGGGGAGUAGUGGGUGGAGAAGAUGGCGUAUCUACCCAGAGGCCUCUCAAAGAUGGCGGUCGUGAGGCAUGGGACAUGAUCCGCCGGCUGCGUCAGAAGGCAUGGCAGAAAGCUGGACUUAACCCCCAAAUGCUGUGGACCGAGCAGGACCAAAUUCAGGCUGGCAUAUCCUCGCCUGCUCCAGAGCCCAACAGUAUGCGAGGUCCAGUUUAUCCAGAUGCUUCGUCACCUUCUGCCUCAACAAUGGCCCAGCGUCCACCUCCACCCCCAGAUCACCAGCUUACGGACUUUAAUCGAACAUUCUAUAACAUGACACGAACCCACAUCCCUCCAACAUCCGCUGUGUCUUCAGCCUCUCUUCGGCCUAGUCCUCUGCGAUACUCCUAUCAGCCUCCCCCGCCGAAUCAAACUGGCGCUACCGCAGCAACCACCAGGUAUAAUAAUACGCCUGCGGCUGUCAUGCCAACUGCUUCAGUUGCUUCUCAAUCUAUCUCGGCGACUUCGCCCGAGGCAAUGAAUAUGCCCACCCCACCAUCUAUGGUUGACCCCAACCUCAACUUCGACUGGGAUCAAUGGGAUGCAGUCUUUGGGCAACACCUUCCGGUCUCGGAUGAGCUCAUGGAGCUUGAUCCUGUUUCUGGAUUGGAUUUUGCCAACCUUGGCAUUCCAACCUCUACCCCGGCUGAUUCUGCCGUCGAAUUCAGCGGGUUACCAGCUGCGCCACAUCCUGCUGAUCCAGGUCUUCCAGCUGCCUGGACAGAUAAUAGCGCCAAUCCGGGAACUUCCCCCAGUGACUGGAGA